Messenger RNA from Miscanthus lutarioriparius, 882 nucleotides. The record is from the annotation of a GenBank genome assembly. NCBI's taxonomy places the organism in Eukaryota, Viridiplantae, Streptophyta, Magnoliopsida, Poales, Poaceae.
AUGAUGGAAGAGGGCAGCGACUACUAUGUCGUCAGGAAAGGUGAUGUGGUGGCAGUUUACAAGACUCUAAGUGACUGCCAGGCUCAGAUUUGCUCUUCGGUAUCUGGUCCUGCUGCAAGUGCCUACAAGGGUCACUCUUGGAGCAGAGGAAAGGAGGAAUACCUGUCUUCACGGGGGCUAAGUGAUGCUACUUACGUAAUCAAUGCAGCCGAACUUAGGGAAGAUGUACUUGGUCCCCUUGUGCCCUGUAGUUUCCAGGACAUACUUGGUUCUAGUCCAAAUCAACUGGCUCCAAAUCAUAUAGGCUUCCAUAAUGUUAUAGCAUCUCAGACUGGGGCACAAUAUGUUGAUCUGAACUAUGAAGCCAGAUCUAGUUCCUUCGGGCAUAAGUCACCAGCAAAUUUCAAUCAUACUGGAGCUGUUGAUGCACAACCUAUCUCAAAACAAUACAUGGUGGGUAUUCUUCAUUUUGAUGGUGCUUCAAAAGGGAACCCAGGAAAAGCAGGUGCUGGAGCUGUGCUUAUGACUGAAGAUGGUAGAGUGAUAUCUCGGCUUCGUGAGGGUCUUGGUGUCGCUACUAAUAAUGUUGCUGAGUAUCGGGGCCUGAUCUUAGGACUGAAAUAUGCGAUUCGGCAUGGAUUCAAGAGAAUUAAAGUACAUGGGGACUCUCAACUUGUCUGCAAUCAGGUGAAUGGUGUCUGGCAAGUGAAGCAGCCGAACAUGAUCGAGCUGUGCAAAGAAGCGAGAAGGCUAAAGGAAAACUUUCAUUCCUUUGAGAUCAUCCAUGUUCGACGGGAGUGGAAUGCUGAGGCGGAUCGCCAGGCGAACAUCGGUAUCACGCUUGCAAGUGGCGCCGUGUCUGAGGAGCGUGGUGACAUCUGA